Messenger RNA from Rotaria sp. Silwood2, 807 nucleotides. The record is from the annotation of a GenBank genome assembly. NCBI's taxonomy places the organism in Eukaryota, Metazoa, Rotifera, Eurotatoria, Philodinida, Philodinidae.
AUGGUAGGUGAUGUCACUGUUACUGCUUUACGAAGAGAAUCAACCAGCUUUUCUAAUGCCAUAUAUUACAAUUCAUUACGUAUUAUUAUGAGAAAAACACAUCAUGUUAAUAUCGAUAUAUUAUCGUUUUUAAAACUAUUUUCACACAAUCUUUGGUUGUUAAUUUUGGGUACUUUUGUCUAUGCUAGCAUUUUGCUUUGCAUCAUAGAGAGACAAAAUAAUGAAGCAUUACAAAAUCGAUCAUUAUUAUCUCAAGUUGCAAUGAGUACAUGGUAUUCCUUUGGUAAUAUUGUUGAAUAUGGUAUAGAUUUUCACGUUAAUACAGCUGCUGGACGUUCAUUAAUUAGUGGUUUAUAUAUCUUAAGUUUGAUAUUAGUAGCAACAUAUACUGCAAAUUUAGCAUCUGAUUUAACAAUAUCAAAAUCAAAAGAUGUUAUUUCUGGAAUUGAUGAUAUUAAAAGUGGAAAAAUACCAUUUAAUCCUAUUGGUAUUCGUAUUGGUACAGCUGGAGAAGAUUAUUAUUUAAGAGAAGUUUCUAAUGGAAAUCGAAAUUAUUAUCCUUUGAAAUCUCGCAAAGAAACAUUUGAUAAUCUACUUGCAAGUAUUAUUGAUGCAUCUUUUAUAGAUAUUGGUGUGGGUGAGUAUGUCACGAACAAUAUAUAUUAUAACUUAACUUUAGUAGGAGAAGAUUUUGGUGAAGGUCUUUUUGGUAUUAUUACUCCUCAGCAAUGGAUAUAUGCACAAGAUUUAGAUGUAGUUAUUUUAUCAUUAAGAGAAUCAGGUACAAUCGAAAAGUUAAGACAAUAA